GGUGCAUUUUAUCUGACUUUAAUAUUACACAUUGAUAAGAGCUAAGAAGGAUGUGGAAUGAUAAUAAGAGGGUGCCCUAAUGUCUGUAUCAGACCAGCAGAUACUGUUAAAAUCUAUGACUAUCUCAAUCUAUGCUUCUCCUGCACCUUCAUAGUUCUGGAUCCCAAUACCAAACUCGAUCUACAAGCAAGUAGAAAUUCAGAUGAGCCUAGGAAAUGGCCGACCAGUUCCUAUUUGUGGCAUCAUGGAAAUUACGGCUCGGAUAAUCACAUUCAUGAUAUCCCAUUGCCAGACCUAGAUACACUGCUGCAGUGCUAAUAAUCCACGUGUAGAAGCCCCUGAUAUUUGGUUGCGAUGCUCUUUGGCGAAGAAGAUACGAAAAUACUUAUAAAUAUAAUCAUAUGCGAUACACCUCGUGUAAUAGUGAAUAGAACCUUUUGAUAUCAUCUUAAGGUGAGAGGCGGAAAAAUGUCUCAACAAAUUUGAGCAGUUCAAUGUACUGAGCGAACCAGGGGCGUUGAAGCAAAUUCUUUCCACCAGGGAACUUCGAAAUCUACAAGUCGGUACGGCUCAUACGGCUCUUCGCGUUGCUGAGUGGAUCAAGAUGCACCUGUCGCAUCACUCACUGCGGUCCAUGCGAUACAUGUGAUUUCACUUCGCGACGGAAGUUUGGAGAAUGCACUUUGAAAUUCUGUCGCAUUUUCCACUACGGUCUAUACGGCUUACAAUCUACCUGUCUUAUGAAUGGACUUGAGAGCGCUUGCUCGUUAUGUACUGCAGUCUGUACUGCCUAUACGAUUCUAGAGGCACGAUUUACAUACUGAGCAUAGACUCGAGAGCACUAGCGCAUUUUUCCCUACGGCUUGUACGGCUCAUACAAUUUUCUCGUCGCGAUAAACAUACUGAAUAUAGAGUCGAGAGCACUAGCGUGUUUUUCACCACAGCCUGUUUUGACGCCGUUCUUCUCGUUGCUAGGCGAGGUUGCAAGAUGGAUUUAACAACCUCCUCGCACCGCUUGAGAAGAACUAUCUUUCCCUCUCGCAACACACAACACUACUCAAUAGUUCAAUCUCCAGACAGUCGGGUUGAAUUCUCUCCUUCCUUACUGGAUACGUGCUCUGCCUCUACGGUUGAAUACGUUGUUAGGCGAACUCUUGAGAAUUACUUAAGGGUGUUGAAUUCCUUCCUACUUUCAACAUCUCACAACCACAUCCACAAUAGCCACCUCCUCUCCAAGCAUAAUUCAACAUGGAACAACAUAGAGGUACCAAUUCGUUCGGGAAACGCGACAACGAUGAAUCACCAAGGCGAGAGGAAUAUCGGUUCAGGCCACAAAGAGAGAUGGCGCAAAAUCAUGAAGACUCGAGAAGAGAUGCAAACUCGUACGCUCCAAGAUACAAUCACAAUCAAAUGAGAAGAAAAAUGGAUAGCUAUAGACCAAGUAGACCACACUGGCCUCGGGUUCCACGUCGCAAUUACGUAGCUAGAAACCCUUCGUAUCCCGGUCCUUCUACGCAUGACACCUAUACUCAGGAAUCACGAAGUUCACCCUUCGAAACCGCAAGGACUUCACUUAACAGUGCUGCAGGAGCUGCAAAUACAUCAGAGGAGUCGGAGUCGGCUCCACUGGUCUCACAUCAUGCAGAAGCCGUCCCUUCUACGAAGGAUAAAGAAACUCCUUCAUCGAGAGAUGAGGAUGAGUACGAGCUCAUUUGUGAGCAUGCCGGAGGUCCACUACGCCGAUUCACCAAGAAAAUGUGUGAUGUCAUCACCGAAACGAUUACAGAACAUUGCCAUGACGAUACCAUGAGCGCAAUAGAUAUUCUCAAACAAGCGUGCAUAAAUCUUUCGGUAAAAACCGGUACUACGCUCGAAGUGCACGACUGUUGGCUGUAUUGGCGCAAGAGGGGUAUGAGAACCAAUAUCGCUCGAUGGUGGCCUGAUAGUCUAGACGAUGUCGAUAAGGAGGUGGCAGAUUAUAGGCGAUUGAGAAGUGCAAAGUCCAAUAGAGCGAGAGCAGCAUAUGCAGCUAGACUCGCUACAGUACCAGUCGCCUCCUCUGAGACCGCUGGGACUACCGAGGCUUUCGCGUCAUCAGACCCAGUCGAAGAACCUAAAGAUUGGCCUCGAGAAGAGAAACUUCUUCUUUUUGCAAAGCUUAAAGCUAAGAGACCUAUUCAACACCGUCUGCAUACGAACAUGCUCUGGAUAAUGGUUGGGCGAGCGAUGAGAAGAGAGGGAUAUACCAGAGGAAGGGAUGAGUACCGCGAGUGGUUUGAGAAGUAUGGUCGCGCGUACUUCGACUACGACGAAACCCGCUAUUUUUCGCAACCUGGUAAUCCUCAUGUCGGCACUGGCAGAAUGCAAAAUGGGAUUAUGACACCAGAAGACUCCCCAGUCGGCGAUGCUCGCAGAAGAAGAAGAAAUUCGAAUCCUGAUGGCGUCAGGGCAAGACUUCGUGGUACCAUGGCACCAAUGUCUCCCAGCGUUCCCAAAACGCCCAAACCCAACAAGCCACGGAUGUCAACCACGGUACUACAUGAUAUGAAAAGUUGGCUGGGUGGCUAUAGAAAUGUAGACAAAACAGCAAAGGUCGCAGAGGAAUACCCUCUGCCAUUAAUCAAGCCAUCCGAAGGCGAGCGUUUCGGACUCUUCACUACUGAGAAGCAGGAAAAUUAUGAUCCUCCUUCAUCAGCAGCGGGCUGCCUGCCCGGAAGCCUUUUGUUCGUUACCGAAGAUGAGGCGCAAAGCGAGCGAGAUCUCUUCCCGUCAGCUCUUGAUGCGACUGAUUCUCACUCGUCACCAGCGCCUGCACUAACCGAUGCUCCAUCCACGAUAUCAGAUGAGACAGGUACGCCUGAGGAGAGAGUGGAAUCAAUUGGGGAAAUCAAGGCAGGAGAAACGAUGGCCCCCGAUGAGCAAAUCGAACCGGGAGAGACAAUUCCAGAAGAUGAGAAUGAUGCACCAUCAUUACAGCCCAACGAGACAAACAACACACAGGAUGGCAUACAAUGUACCUCUGACGAGUGGGGAUUCGCCACUCCGCCUUUCAUGCGACCAAGUGAGGCGGAUAUGGCGUGGAUAGAUGAGUACAGCGAUUUCGAGUCCAGCCACAUCUCAGCAACCACAAAUGCGAGCGAUCCUUCUACAUCUGCAGGACAUCCAUCCUUUGACAAUUCCCUAACAUCAAACGAGACAAUAGAAGAAGUCCCAUUGACGCAACCAAGCACAAGUGAUGACGAGACCAAAAACAACACCAGCUCGGAAUCCCAGGCGCAAUUGUUGCGAGAACAGCAGGAGCGAACUGAUGUCGAAAUUUCCAACUUGCGAGCGAGUUAUCUCAGAGUCAAGGAAGCGGAAGAGGACGAGGAGAAGAAACUAGAUGACACUGCGCAGGAAUUAGAUAUCAUGAUCUUGAGGAGAGCCGAGCAGCUGAAAAGCCAGACUGCAUAUCUAGCCGAGAUGCAAAGAAUCGAGGCGGAACUCGAGGAAAAGAAAAAGGCCAAGCAGGCUUUGAGCAUUGCUCUGGAAGAACUCGAGUUUUCUGGAUAGGCUGCAGGGUAUAGGAAAUUCAAUUGUUCAUGUUGAAGUACGACAAUCGGACGAAGGAAUUUACGCGUUGUAGGACUAGGAGAGUGGAGUAUGUAGCAUGUCGUAUAGCAGCGUCAAUGAUGCCUUUUCAAUAAAAAAUGCAAGUCCCA
Molecule: messenger RNA, 3701 nt
Organism: Botrytis cinerea B05.10
Lineage: Eukaryota; Fungi; Ascomycota; Leotiomycetes; Helotiales; Sclerotiniaceae
Exons: 1
Coding region: 1249-3552 (767 amino acids)
Source: RefSeq, a predicted model, not a curated record